Torulaspora globosa is the source of this 1620-nucleotide messenger RNA. It is a transcript of the gene THI6, whose product is annotated as bifunctional hydroxyethylthiazole kinase/thiamine-phosphate diphosphorylase. Gene Ontology annotation, cellular component: cytoplasm. The transcript has a single exon. The coding region runs from base 1 to 1620 and encodes 539 amino acids. NCBI's taxonomy places the organism in Eukaryota, Fungi, Ascomycota, Saccharomycetes, Saccharomycetales, Saccharomycetaceae. Gene Ontology annotation, biological process: thiamine biosynthetic process. Gene Ontology annotation, molecular function: ATP binding; magnesium ion binding; hydroxyethylthiazole kinase activity. The record is from RefSeq and is a predicted model, not a curated record.
AUGGUUUUCAACAAGGAGAAUGUCGACUAUUCGCUGUACUUGGUAACUGACUCGUCGAUGUUGCCAGAUGGUACCACUCUGUACUCGCAAGUGAAGGCAGGCUUGGAAAAUGGGGUCACUUUGGUGCAAUUGCGUGAGAAAGACAUCGAGACUAAGGAUUUCAUCAGGGAAGCGGUGGAAGUGCAAAAACUUUGCCAGUCAUUCAACGUUCCCCUGAUUAUUAACGACCGUAUCGACGUGGCAUUAGCAAUUGGCGCUGACGGCGUUCAUGUGGGACAGGACGAUAUGCCUAUUCCCAUGGUCAGAAAGUUGGUCGGUCCCGACAUGAUUAUCGGCUGGAGCGUUGGGUUCCGCCAUGAAGUGGAGACUCUCGCUGAGUGGGGUCCAGAUAUGGUGGAUUACAUAGGAGUUGGCACUAUUUUCCCAACGCUGACGAAGAAGAAUCCAAAAAAGGCUCCAAUGGGGCCCCAGGGUGCCAUUGAGGUGCUAAAUGCAUUGGAAGAUAAUAAGGCCCAUUGGUGCAGAACGGUCGCCAUCGGUGGACUGCAUCCGGUGAACAUUGAAAGGGUGUUGUAUCAAUGUGUGUCUUCGAACGGACAGAGAGCUCUAGACGGCAUUAGUGUCGUCAGUGAUAUCAUGGCUGCUCCGGACGCUGCUGCCGCUACGAAGAACCUACGUCAUUUGCUUGACAAUCCAAGCUACAAAUUCGUCAACUUGGGUUUGAAAAGUGAGACAGUAUCGAGCGAAACUUACAGAGAGGUGGUCGGUCAAGUCACUCGUAACAGACCUCUUGUCCAACACAUGACCAACAAGGUGCAUCAGAACUUUGGCGCAAAUGUUACACUGGCGGUUGGAUCGUCACCUAUCAUGUCUGAAGUGAAGGAAGAGGUUCAUGAGCUUGCUCGAAUUCCACACGCGGCUCUUUUACUGAAUACGGGAUCUGUUGCACCUCUAGACGUGCUGCGGGAGGCCAUCACAGCGUACAACAAAGAAAAAAGACCCAUUGUCUUUGAUCCUGUCGGCUACAGCGCUACUGAGGCUAGGAGGCUACUGAACGAUACUCUGCUCUCUCAUGGCCAAUUCACUUGUAUCAAAGGGAAUACAAGCGAAAUUUUAUCCUUGGCUAAAUUGACGACAGAAAAGAUGAAAGGAGUAGACGCCUUCACUGGGCAGCUAGAUAAGGUAAUGGUUGCUCAGGCUACGAGGGUAGUCGCCUACACUUACAAGACUGUGGCUGUCUGUACCGGUGAGUAUGAUUUCGUAGCGGACGGUACUUUCGGCGGGCGUUACUAUCUGUCGUGCGGGCUAGGUAUCUCUGCCAAAGACAUACCAUGCGUUGCGAUCCACAACGGAUCUAUCCCUAUCAUGGGAGAUAUAACAGCCAGCGGUUGUUCGCUUGGCUCGACAAUUGCGUGCUGCGUUGGCGGUGUGGCUCCAGAGUCCAAUCUAUUUGACGCGGUCGUCACAGCUGUGGUACUGUACAAAACGGCAGGCAAACUAGCCUCAACUCGUUGCCAGGGCAAUGGUUCUUUCAAUGUACAGCUUCUUGAUGCCCUUUAUCAGCUAUUCCAUGAAAACUGCCCAGCGACCUGGUCAACUAGCCUUGAAAGGCUCUCUUAA